Schistocerca serialis cubense is the source of this 2442-nucleotide messenger RNA. RefSeq names its product CDK5 and ABL1 enzyme substrate 2-like. The transcript is spliced from 9 exons. The record is from RefSeq and is a predicted model, not a curated record. The coding region runs from base 300 to 1994 and encodes 564 amino acids. Gene Ontology annotation, biological process: regulation of cell cycle. Lineage: Eukaryota; Metazoa; Arthropoda; Insecta; Orthoptera; Acrididae.
UACUAAGUACUAUGUAAGCGGGUAGUGGGAGAAGAGCUGAUGGAGUGGAUGUUUAGUGUAGCCGAAAAUGGAGUUUCGUAUGGAGAAGAUAAAUAUGCAACACUGCAGCGAAAUCGCGAUAAACUGUAGUAACUUUACUAUGUACCGUUUGUGGCAUAACAGUCCCACGAGUGUUUCGUAGAUUACAGUUCUUGUGUCAAUAGUUUUCUGUUUCUUUUUUGUGUUAGCGAUGCGUAGUGAUAAAACUUGGUACAAAAUGACAAAAUUUCGACGAAAAUACGUGGUGGAAUGAGGAUGAUAUGGCGGCUUCUUUAAAAAGAAAUAGGUCGCGUAGGAGGAUAGCCGCAUUGACGUUCCUCUCAAAUAUCUCUCUUGAUGGUACACACAGAGACACAAACUUAGGGCUGUUUGCAAAGAAUGACCAAACAAAAAAAUUUGGUUUGGAUAGGGAGGGCAACGAAUACGAUGAUGAGAUUAAUUUACAAAAUGUGAACAAACAUAAUGUGUACGAUUCUCUACGCGAGCAGAGGAAAACGAAGGUGUAUCAACCUCCAGGCCACCACGGAAGAUCACAGGAGCAGCUUUCAGGAAGCCCGGAUUCGAGUCUAAGUGAUGUAGUAACUUCUUCCAAGUGCACAGAUAAUGAAUGUCAACUUUUGUCAAGAAAUGAGUCAUCUACCCCUUUCAGGGACAGGACAAAUACCACUGGCAGUGACUGUGGAAUUGAAAGAAAAUUUGGAUCUAUUAACUACAGAAGGCGACUUGUCCAUCAGACUUCACUCGGUGAUGAAAGAUAUCGACAUAAUUUCAGUAGCAGUGAGAGCCUUGGUUCCAAUUUAGGAGCUGGAAUAAGGCAGAAAUACCCAAGCAAUACAAUUCCAGAGGUUAUACAGCCAUUACCAUGUAAAGAGGUUAGAUUCACAAGGCCUGGAAAGGAACUUAUUUUUAGAGAAGAUAACAGACUGGUGUUGGUGUCAUCAAAGAGAGUGCCAUUUCUGAUAUUUUCUUCAAUUCCUUACAACAGGGGACUUCGUUCAGGAAGAAAUGAAAGAAGAGAAGGAGGACGGAGACGUCAUGCAUCAGGCACAAGGCCAUUAUCAUCAAUCAAUGAUGGCAGAGAUCCAUUUGAUCUUCUAGGCCUGGAAAAAGGUCAAGAUGGGCAAGAAAUAUCAUAUGGUGCUUUGCUGGUUCCAUCUAGACACUCCUUUCGUGACCGUAAACAUUUUGGGAUGGAUGGUGAGAUGGCAGAUUUGUCUCAUGGUCCUCAUGGAAGUUCCAGACAUGUUAUUGCACGGACAAAAGUCUUAACGUGGCAUAUGGAUCACAAAUGGUACUUUUCAUAUGAUGCCAGUGGGCACAGACCAUCAUAUCAUACAGCUCCUGGUUCACCACCUUUGCUCUUUGCCGACAAUAAAACAUUUGACUGGGACGAGACGCAUCAAGUGCACUCAUCUUUGGUUCAUUAUUCGCCAAAUGUAUUGGAUGAUCCAGAACUAAUUGCAGGCAAACAUCGAACACUUCUCACAUUCACCUCUUAUAUGACAUCAGUGAUUGACUAUGUGCGCCCAUCUGAUCUCAAGAAGGAAUUAAAUGAUAAAUUUAAGGAAAAAUUUCCUCACAUUAAGUUAACAUUAAGUAAACUCCGAAGUCUGAAAAGGGAAAUUAGGAAGAUUGCAAAACAGGAAUGUGGCAUUGACUUACUAACUGUUGCACAGGCGUACGUUUACUUUGAAAAAUUGAUCUUACGAAACCUUAUAAAUAAAGAAAAUCGUAAACUAUGUGCUGGAGCAUGUCUCCUCCUCUCAGCAAAACUAAAUGAUGUGAAAGGAGAUGUUCUGAAGAUGUUGAUUGAGAAAACAGAAAGCGUGUUCCGACUGAAUCGCAAGGAUUUAUUGGCGUCAGAAUUUGCUGUUCUAGUUGCACUGGAAUUUGCUCUGCACCUGCCAACAUGGGAAGUCUUCCCACAUUACCAACGCCUUGUUUAUGAAUCCUGACAGUUGCUGGAAUCUUCAGUACAUACAACUUCAGCUAUUCAAGAAAAUCUGUGCUACAGAGGAGUUGUUUAGUGGCAGUCAUUUUUCAACAGGAUGAAAGUGCAGGGAUGUUUGAAUACUUAGACUAUAUUAGUGUGACAAAAAAGAGCACCAAAUACAUUCGUGCUGAAUAAUAUACACAAAGUAAAUGGAAAAUUUCAUUUUACCAGAACUCUGUAAGAACAAAAGUGUUCCUUGUAGGAAGUGAUAACUGCAUAUAUUUGGUAUAUCGAUAUAUAUUUUGUUUUUCCUUUAAAUUAUCUGCAAUUAAAUACAUGUUUUGUUAAGAGUAAUUGAAUCAUUCACAGUAUAAGACAGGAGGAUGAUAUCUACUUAUCACAACUGUAUAAUUACACUGGGCUAGCAGAUAAACAAGAAAAGGUGACAAAGUUGGCAGUUCCAAAAGAAA